GUGUGAUUACCAGGAUCUCUUUUUUUUUCCUUCCCCCUCUUGUGCCGGGAUCAUUAUUCAAAACCUUCCUUGCGCUCGGGGCGUUCAUCAUCGGCUUGGGUUGGCGAACACUACGGCGUUAAUUGUGGAUUCGGAGGGUUUCUCGUGUGAUUUUUUUUAAACACCAGCACAUGCGCUGAGCUAUGGCAGCGGAGGCGUUCACUCAAAUGGGAAACCAUAUGGUUUCCGAUUCUGCAUCAACAAUCAAUGCCGUUGAUGAUAUGUCAACUGUCGAUGGCGACGAAAAUAUCUUGAAGAUGGCCGGUGGGCCGCGGAGGCGACAACAUGAUGACGAAGAUGAAGGCUCAGAAAUGUAUGAUGAAGAAGAUGACGAUGACUUGGAGAGUCUCUCAAGUAUUGCAGUUGAUGGAGCUAUAAAGACGUCGACCAACAAAGCGGAGGAAGAAAAGGAAUUACCACCACAUGCUUGUUGUUACUGUGGUAUACACAAUACUAGCAGCGUUGUCAAAUGUCUUGCCUGCAACAAAUGGUUCUGCAGUGCCCGCGGGAAUACAUCCUCUUCGCACAUCGUGAACCAUCUUGUUAGGGCCAGACAUAAGGAGGUCCAACUCCACCCUGAAUCUGCAUUGGGUGAAACUGUGCUUGAAUGUUAUAAUUGUGGUACAAGAAAUGUGUUUCUCCUUGGCUUUAUUCCAGCAAAGUCUGACACCGUGGUUGUUUUGCUUUGUCGUCAACCAUGUGCCGCAAUGCCGUCUUCCAAAGACAUGAACUGGGACACUUCCCUUUGGCAACCCCUUAUUGAGGAUCGCUCAUUCCUUCCCUGGCUUGUAGCUUCUCCUUCAGACCAGGAGCAACUACGAGCUCGUCACCUCAGUCCGCAGAUGAUUGCGAAAUUGGAAGAAAUGUGGAAGGAGAACUCUAGUGCUACCGUCGAAGACUUGGAGAAAGCGACCGGCGUCGAUGACGAGCCUGCGCCUGUCUUGCUUCGAUACGACGAUGCCUAUCAGUAUCAAAACGUUUUCGGACCUCUCGUGAAGAUAGAGGCAGACUAUGAUCGCAAGUUAAAGGAAGCGCAGUCGCAAGAUGGAUUGAUAGUCAAAUGGGACCUUGGUUUGAAUAACAAGCAUUUAGCGAGCUUCGUCCUGCCCAAACUGGAGUUAGGUGAUGUGAAACUGGCUGUGGGUGAUGAAAUGCGUCUUAAAUAUUCGGGCGAAUUACGACCAAAAUGGGAGGGUGUUGGAUACGUUAUUAAGAUUCCGAAUAAUCAGUCCGAUGAAGUCACUAUCGAGCUUCGGGCCAAGGGUGAUCAUAAGUCGGUGCCUACUGAGUGCACUCACAAUUUCACAGCGGACUAUGUUUGGAAGUCAACCUCCUUCGAUAGAAUGCAGUCCGCCAUGAAGACCUUUGCUGUUGAUGAGCUGAGUGUUUCUAACUAUAUCUUUCAUCGGCUUUUGGGAAAUGAAGUCGCUGCUGGGCCGAUGAAAACUCAAUUGCCCAAGAAGUUCACAGCACCCGGUCUUCCUGGCCUGAACCCCAGUCAAAUUAACGCUGUCAAAGCUGUCCUUCAAAAGCCCUUGAGCUUGAUCCAGGGCCCUCCCGGUACCGGAAAAACUGUUACUUCUGCGACAGUUAUUUAUCAUCUAGCAAAAAUUAGUGGUGGGCAGGUGCUGGUUUGCGCUCCAUCCAAUGUUGCUGUCGACCAAUUGUGCGAAUGCAUUCAUAGAACAGGCUUGAAGACCGUUCGUGUCACUGCAAAAUCAAGAGAGGAUGUUGAAUCGCCUGUUCGUCAUCUUUCACUUCAUGAGCAAGUCCGCAACAAUGACAGCAAUGUCGAGUUGAUGAAACUGACGCAAUUGAAAAAUGACAUGGGAGAACUAUCGAGCCAAGAUGAGAAAAAGUUCAAACAACUCACACGUGCUGCGGAAAAAGAAAUUCUUAGCAAUGCAGAUGUUAUCUGCUGCACCUGUGUGGGUGCUGGGGAUCCAAGACUUGCCAAAUUCAAAUUCCGGACCGUUUUGAUCGACGAAUCCACACAGUCAUCGGAGCCUGAAUGUAUGAUCCCUCUUGUGAUGGGAUGCAAACAAGUUGUUCUUGUUGGGGACCAUCUGCAGCUUGGCCCGGUUAUCAUGAACAAGAAGGCAGCUAAGGCUGGGUUGAAUCAAUCACUUUUCGAGCGCUUGGUGAUCCUGGGAUGUGCUCCUAUUCGGCUGAAUGUCCAAUACCGAAUGCACCCUUGUCUGUCAGCUUUCCCAUCUAACAUGUUUUAUGAGGGGUCUCUGCAGAAUGGCGUGACGAGUGAUGAUCGUCUUUUAAAAGAUGUGGACUUCCCCUGGCCUGUUGCGGAUAAGCCCAUGAUGUUCUGGUCGAAUCUUGGCAACGAAGAAAUCUCUGCUUCUGGAACGUCGUACCUGAAUCGGACGGAGGCCGCGAACGUGGAGAAAAUUGUUACUCGAUUCUUCAAAGCCGGCGUUAAACCGUCAGCCAUCGGUAUUAUCACUCCCUAUGAAGGACAGCGCAGUUAUGUCGUCAGCUCCAUGCAACUUAAUGGAACAUACAAGAAAGAGGCCUACAAGGAGAUUGAAGUCGCAUCAGUUGACGCCUUCCAAGGCCGAGAAAAGGACUUCAUUGUGCUGUCCUGUGUCAGGUCCAACGACCAUCAGGGAAUCGGAUUCUUGAGCGACCCACGUCGUCUAAAUGUUGCCCUUACACGUGCCAAGUACGGUCUUGUUAUCCUAGGAAACCCCAAGGUUCUUUCGAAGCAUCCUCUCUGGAACUACCUCCUCCGCCAUUUCAAAGAGGGGAAUUGCCUGGUGGAAGGUCCUUUGUCGAAUCUUCAGACUUCCCUUGUGCAAUUCAGUCGCCCAAAGCAGGCGUAUCGCGGCCCACAGCGGUUCCAAAUGGCGUAUAAUCACGCUUCAAGCAUGGCCGCAGGAUUGAUGAACGGUCGAAAUGGACAGCACACCGACUUCCAGGACUCUGGGUCUGUCGCCAGUUAUAUUCCGGACGAUGUUUCUUCGGUUCACUCUUCCGCCUUUGGCGGUGUUGCCAUCCCACCUGGUUACCCGCAGAUGUUCCAAAAUUUCAGCGAGGUGUGGCCGCAGCUUCCUAACAAUCGUCGUGCAAAUGGAUCCCGAGCGACAGGUGCGCCCAGCGUCGCUGAAGAGUCCGUGGCGGCCACCGAAUCCGACGUGACGGGAAGUAUGAUCGAUGGGCGGAGCGUGGGGCAAGGAGGGGUCAGUCUCAGCGGAUUAAGCAUUCAUGAUGUGACCAAACAGCCCAGUCUUAGCCAGUCCGAUCGCCUGAAACACUAUGUUGAAUCCAGCGGCCGUGCGGAGCCGUAUAGAGGAUACGAAAACACAAGCGUGUUUGGCGGAAGUUCAGCGAGCAUGCGGAUUCCCCGCGGCAACGUUAGCCAUGCUACCGACGACGAUGACGCCCGCAGCAUCUCUACCGCAUUCGCGAGCCAAAUAGGAGGAACAUAUGAUUGAAGGUAGGAUCUUGCAUAGCUGUUGCGCAGUUGGAUGAAGUUGGAUCGGCACAUUUAAAAUCAUACGGAAUUUCCGAGCACCCGGGACGAGAGGGAGCUGCAAAGAAAAAUUGUGCAAGUGGCGUUGUAUCGGUUAUGUGCUACGGACGCCUGGCCAUAGCCAUCAACAACAUGCUACUAUGGCCUUUUUUUAUUUUGCUCCGGUCGAUACUCUAACCAGCCGUCGUGUGAUGGGUAGGUCUGGAGGCCAAGGCAAUAGCCUCUCUGUUCGCAUCAAGGACAUCACCAUAUAUAUCCUCCGUUCAUCAUGGCAACAAGGCCAUCGCGGGUGCCCCCUGCUAAUUGUUCCUGGCAUCCCCCUUUUUCACAUAGGAUCUUACGGUCAACUUGGGAGAAAGAGGACGGUUGGAGCUACGAGUGGACAGGGAUUUUUUGAGUUGUGCUGGGGUUCCAAAAGACAGCACGUUUGGUAGCUGCUUCGCUACAGGGGGCGGGCUACCUUGUUGCAGGCCAGUUGCAGCCAAUUUUAGCUAGGCAAGA
This is a messenger RNA of Coccidioides posadasii C735 delta SOWgp, 4027 nucleotides long. RefSeq lists its product as uncharacterized. Gene Ontology annotation, biological process: nuclear-transcribed mRNA catabolic process, nonsense-mediated decay. Gene Ontology annotation, molecular function: ATP binding; RNA binding; RNA helicase activity. Lineage: Eukaryota; Fungi; Ascomycota; Eurotiomycetes; Onygenales; Onygenaceae. Gene Ontology annotation, cellular component: cytoplasm. The record is from RefSeq and is a predicted model, not a curated record.